This is a messenger RNA of Neocloeon triangulifer, 2051 nucleotides long. RefSeq names its product U3 small nucleolar ribonucleoprotein protein MPP10-like. The transcript has 10 exons. The record is from RefSeq and is a predicted model, not a curated record. Lineage: Eukaryota; Metazoa; Arthropoda; Insecta; Ephemeroptera; Baetidae. Bases 197 to 1687 code for a protein of 496 amino acids.
UCCAAUGAAAAGCGCCGACGCCGCCGCCUCCACCUCCAGUAGCUGAAAAACGGUUUCUCGUUGCAUUUUGGAUCCAGUCAGCAAUGAGAGUAAGGCCUUAAGGUCAGCAGGUCACGUAUGCGCUGCAACCUUAUCAAUAACGUGGGAAACUCGAGCGAGAGAACAGUUGCUACAACGAAUUUCCUGUGAACCCAGCAUGGCACACAACGACAGAUCGAAAUCAAAGCAAAAAAAAUUGCCUCUACCAAACUCUGGUUCUCUGAGUCCACGUCAUUUGCGAAAUGUGACUGUAAGAAGGAAUAGAAGCACCACACAAUCUCAGCCGACAGAAGAGGAAGAAAUUGAUGCUCAGCUUGAAGCAAUGGGGUUGGAUACAAGUGACCUGGAAAGCUUAGAUGAAAAGAAAAAUAUGCUGAAAGCUUUGAAGAACUCAACCACUGAAGGUUCCCUGCAGAAUGAAAGUGUGCUGUCUGAAACUGAUCCAUUUGAAACUUCUUCGUUCGAAACAGCUUGCGGGUCUUCUAAUGCCUCAAAUAUUGAUGAAGAGAUUACCGUCAAAGAUGAGCAAAAAGAACUUGUUUACAGUCGUAAGCAAAGGCUGCAGAAGAUUGAGGAGGAGAUCUUUGAGCACAUGCGUAAUUGGACACGUGCAGAUCAAGAAGAUUACGAAAAAUUGAUGUCAAACAAGGUUUUUACUUUCGAGUCCUACUCUGAUGAUGAUGAAGACCUUACAUUUGAGAGAAAGAAGAGAGUGGAUGAAAAUAGUUUCACAUGGUACUACACCAAAGAAUCUGGAUUAACAAAGAUGCAGCAUCAUGAGAAAGUUGCAAAUAAAAUGGAGAAAUUGUCUUUGAUGGCUAUGCAGAAGGAUGUCGACAGUGAAUUACAAGAAAAAGAUGACACCAAUUGGGAUUGGGGUUUGCAAGAUGCUGUCAAUGUUCCAUACAGGAAAGUGGUUGAAUUCAACAAGCGCCAAGAAUUGCUCAACAAAUUAGAGGGAACAAGCACAAGUUCAAACUGGAUUGGAGGCAUAGGAGCAAUGGGAUCAAAGAUAAUCAAUAAGUUCUCAGGGCGAGACCCCAAGAAACCCUCAUUCCCAUCCCAUCCUGAUGCCUUGGAUAGCAACGAUGAUGAUGAUGAUGACAUUUUUCAAGAGUCCAAUCACAAUACAUUCCUAGAUGGCAAGAACAAGGCCGGUAGAGGAAGAGGAGCCAAGUCAGCCAAGCGAGGUGCUAAGAGCUAUGCAGGGACUCCUUCAAAGCCCCAAACAUCUGGAACGGUACGGAAGCAAGCAACUACAGUGCGAAGCACAAAGGACGAAUCCAAGAAACACGCCUCUAGUGACCCUCAGGCUACUUUGGAUGUUGAUGCCGACAAGGAGCAACAAAUUGAGUUGAAAAAAUGCCCUACAUGCGGGGUCACCAUUCCUGAAAAUGUCCUUGAAAGUACUCAUCGUGAGAAAUGCUCCCAAAAAUCCAAAAACCUGGGAUUGAACAAAGAAGAUGUGAUGAAACAGUUGGUUGAAGAUUGGGAGAGUGAUGAUGAUGAUACCAUACUAAACGCAGAUAUUACAAGGGGUGUAAAGAGAGGGCCGGAAACCGAAGGUGCUAAUGAAUUCAAGGAAACUGAUGAAUCAAACGUGGAGAGCUGCCAUGCUACAAAGAGGAGCCGCCAAAAUCUAAAUUAAAAAUAUAACACAUAGCUAUAGGUGAUGUGCUCUCAACUUAAAUGAUCAAAGGAGAUGCAAUCCAACAAAAGAAAUUAUAUUUCAAACCAACAAGCGUGGCAUUGUUAUAUUUCUUGGAUAUUCAAAAAGCCCAAAAAUAAUUUUGUGUUACUCAUAAAUAUUCCUAUUUCCACAUUGAAAAGCACAAAAAAAAUUACAAUAAUUAGAGUUUUAAUCGGUUCUAAUGUACAUUGUGUAUUGAAAUUGAGCUCCCACAAGAAAUUAAAAAUUUUCUUAUUAAUAGUGGAUGUCAAUUGAAAUUUGGUUACAUGCUCAAGUCCGAAAUACAAGUAUUUUUCUUACAAAUUUUCCAAACAUUUCUUUU